CGUUACGUCAGUCUAUGCCGUGACAUUGGAGGAGUAAGUGGGGUAGAUUUUUGUUCGUUAUUCGUUAUCAGAAAUAAUAUAUUACAUAUAAUGUGAAUCAUUGGUGUUUCGAAUUAGUGUUGUGUGUAGUUAUGAUAUAUAAAAUAACGAUUUAAUAAGAUUAGGUAAUAAUUAUUUUAAUUUUGUAAAUUCAAGUUUUUAAAUGUUUUAAAAGUGAAGUAUUUGUGAUAUAUCAACUUUUAAGAAAUGCUAAUUUACAAAUAAAUAUGAAAUACAAUUAGUAUAAAGUGUUUAUACAAUUAGUAAAAAGUGUUUCAAAAAAGGAAUGAAUUUGGUUAUGAAAGUAGGUACAACUGUGGAACAAAAUAUGCAGACCUCUUUAUCGAAACGAACAAUCGGUUGCAUCGGAAAGUGUACUUCUGGUCUUAGUGUUGAUGAAUUAGAUCAGAUUACAGAUAAUAUAAAUAAAACAUUGAAUCAUCCACGUGGAAGAGAGAUUUUCAAAAAGUUUUUGGAACAAUAUGAUCUUAGAGACAAUCUUGAGUGUUUGGCGCUAUUUGAAAUAUGUUUUGAGAUUAUCGAACGUGAACAAAAGUUUCCACAAUCGAAGAAGGAACCCUUGUUGGAAUCGUUAAUCGAAAAUGUCAAGCAAGUACAAGAAAUGGCUAUAGAUUUGGAUGGAGUAUCGCAAAUAGAUCGUGCACUUUUGGAACGUUUUAACGAAGCUUUAAAUAGCAAUUCAAGGAAUUCUUUACUUAGUAUAUUAGAGGAUACCAGAAAUUGUUGUCGAGAUCAUUUGAGAAGUAUUCAUGAAAAGUUCAAAGAGUACGCAUCAGAACCGUGUCCAAUGUCUAGAUAAUGAAUAUUUUUUUUACAUUUUCGUACAUUUACAACUUCGUUUGCAUAAAUGCAAAACUUAUUUUUUUUUUUAUUAAUAAUUUAUAAUAUUUCUUGAAUUGUAAAAAUUAAUGUGUUAAAUACGUUUUAUGUAUUUAUAUAAGUCUGUGAUCAAUAUAGGACAUAUAUAUUUUCUGUGCAUUUUUACUUGUUAAUAAAAUUAAGAUACAAUUAUAAUGUACUUAUUUAAAUUUAAUAAAAAUUUAUUAAAUUUGUAUUAAAAUAAUUUAAUAAAAAAAAACAAAUAGAAA
Molecule: messenger RNA, 1148 nt
Organism: Apis cerana (Asiatic honeybee)
Lineage: Eukaryota; Metazoa; Arthropoda; Insecta; Hymenoptera; Apidae
Source: RefSeq, a predicted model, not a curated record